GACAUUCUAGCACACCCCAUCAGUUCAAACGCCAUCCUCGUGGAGUGGGAGGAGCCAGAGAAAGCCAAUGGACAGAUGAAGGGCUACACGGUCUACUACACCGAUAACCCGAGCCAGGACCCGAAGCUGUGGCUGAAGUCGGAGGUCAAGUCGGGUCAGGUGGUCACGAUCGGCGACCUGAGGCCGCAGCACACGUACACGGUGCGCGUGCGCGGCUACAACAGCGUCGGGCUGGGUCCACUGUCGCAGCCCGUGCAGGUGCUGACCGAGCAGGGAGUUCCGACGCAGCCGAUCCACCUUGAGGGUACAGCGACGUCGCCCAACACGAUCCAGCUCAACUGGCAGGAGCCGUUCCAUGCCGCAGACAGCAUCACGCGCUACGAGCUCUACUACAACGAUUCGACGACAGGCAAGAGCAUACAUCUCAGCAUCCAGCCGUCGACGAGCUACCUGAUGCAGAACCUCAUCCCAAACACCGUCUACACGGUGCGUAUGUCGGCGAGCUCUCAGCGAGGCGAGGGCGUCAGCACGCACCCGGUGCAGAUACGUACUGUCGAGUUCGUGCCCGGUGGCCCUCCGCGCGACGUACGGGCCAACGCGGUCGACGCGCGCAACGUGCGCGUCACCUGGCGGCCGCCGCAGCAGACACUGCAGCACGGCGCCAUCACGCAGUACCACGUCGUCUACAUGCCGACGGACGAGGUCGAUGACGCGCUGGCGCGCACCGUGUCCGUGCCGGCGUCGCGCCGCGAGCUCGUACUGCGCGACCUCGACGUGUGGACGCUCUACAGCGUGUGGAUGUACGCGAGCACGGCCGUCGGCGACGGCCCGCCGUCAGACCGUAUCCAGGUGCGGACGUCCGAAUCCGUUCCGGGCGAGCCGCGCAAGGUGCGCGUCUACACGCUCAACUCUACGGUCGUGCGCGUCGAGUGGCGCAACCCGGCCGAGCGAGAGCGCAACGGCAUCAUCCGCGGCUACCACAUCCACGUGCAGCGGCUUGCGCGCGCAGGCGGAGACCCCGUCGGACCGCCGAAGAAGUUCGAGACGACUGCCGACCAGGAGGAAUACAUCGUGACAGGUCUGUCUCCGGAGACGUGGUACAGCGUGCAGGUGGCUGCCUACACCCGGGCCGGCGACGGCAAGCGCAGCCGCGGCAAGACCGCACAGACACCUGGUGGUGUGCCGAACGCGCCUCAGAUGGACGUGAAGCUGAACAGGACGCGCGACGGAGUCAUCAACGCACGCGUCGAGUGGAGCCGGCCGACGGCGACGUACGGAGCGCUGCUCGGUUACCGGCUCGAGUACGGCAAGGUCGGUGAGCAGCUCAGCCGGCCGCUAGAGCUAGAGGACAUCAACUUCUUCAACUUCCAGGACCUCGACAAGGGCUCCACCUACGAGUUCCGCCUGACAGCGAGAAACGAGGAGAACUACGGAGAGGCUGCUGUGAGGAUGGUGGCGACACCUGACGGAGUUCCAGAUGGCGCUCCUGAGAACCUCACCUACUGGCUGCAGACGCCGACAGUGAUGCGUCUCAGUUGGCUGCCCCCGGUGCUGCGAGAUCGCAACGGUAACAUCACCAUGUACACUGUGCAGUACUACAAACAGCACGACCACAGUGGAAAGAUUGAGUACAACACGACGAACCCGUUCAUGAUUGUGCCAAACCUGGAGCUGGAUCGCAUCUACUACUUCUCCGUGCGCGCGCACACGAGCCAGGGCGCGGGACCAUGGAGCGAGCACCUGAGGGUCGGCACGACCGAAGACGCGCCUGUAGCACCGACGGAAGUGAAGGCCGUCCCCAUCUCUCAAGAGUCUGUCGAGGUGUCAUGGCAGCCCGUCGACAUGCCGUCGGUGAUCGGAUACGAGAUAUUCUAUGCUCUGCGGGCCGUCGAAGACAUGUCACAGUGGAACACCGUCAAGGUUGGAGGCCGUCACACGAUGUCCGUCGUCAUUGAGAAUAUGGAGCGCAUGGCGACCUAUGCAAUCCAGGUUGGAGCACGCACAGCCAAGGGCAUCGGAGUACUCUCUAACCACGCUUUCGUAACCGUCGACCCGAAACGGGUGCCCAUGAAUGUCAUGGCUGUACUGGAUCCGACUGAGGACAAGGUGGUGUUAUCAUGGCAACCUCCAAUGGACGUCAUUCCCAUUAAAUAUUGGGUCUCAUACGGAGCGAUGAAAACUUUUAAGGACGAGUACGGUCAGAACAACACGGUCAUCUUCGAGUCAAAGUCUAGUGAGGUGUCCGUUGAUCAGCUCAAGCUGACCGUCGAGGACUUGGCGCCAAAUACCGUCUACCACUUCAAUGUGAGUGCGGUGACGAUCGCUGACGGCGUGCUGCCUGCCGCGCGCGAUAAGACGCGCACCCAUAUGAGAGCGCCCUCUGUGAUCAGCGCGCCAGUGUUCCGCGGCGCGACGGGUCACAACACGCUCAAGCUGGAGCUGUUCCGCGCGUCGGAGAAGUGGGGUCCGAUCGACCACUACCUCGUCGCCGUCGUGCCGGCAGACAUGAUCGGCAAGGACCCCGAGCAGUUCACCCUCAAGGAGCUGGACGUCGACACCAGGGAUAAGACGAGCUCGGGGAGAGUUCCCGGUCCGUCGGCAUACAUCGCGGCGCGAUUCCGCUCCGACGACUACCCCACCUACCCGAAGUACUUUGAGCUGGGUGACGGCGUUCGCUACGGCAACUACUACAACCGCGAGCUCGUGAAGGACCAGGAGUAUCGUGUGUUCGUGCGCGCCGUCGUCGUAUCGCAGGGAAACAGCCUGCCCACUUCGACGCCGUUCUCUGAGCCAAUCAGCCUUGGCGCGGACGUCAUGAUGGCGUCCGGCGGACCUGAGGACGACAACAUAUUUGUUGUGAUUGGUCCGAUCAUCGCCGCUGUGCUGUGCUUGUUCGCCGUCAUCGCUCUCAUCGUCUUUUUGUACAGACGAAAGCGACGGACGCCGAAGUCUCCCGAGCCGACGAAGGUCGCGUACAUGGACGUGCCGACGCACCCGUCCGACCCCGUCGAGAUGCGGCGUCUCAACUUCCAGACCCCCGGCAUGAUGAAUCACCCGCCGAUCCCCUACACGGAGCUCGCCGACCACAUCGAGCGUCUCAAGGCCUCAGACUGUCUCAAGUUCUCACAGGAGUACGAGUCGAUCGAGCCGGGUCAGCAGUUCACAUGGGAGCACUCAAACAAGGAGUACAACAAGCACAAGAAUCGCUACGCCAACGUGAUCGCCUACGAUCACUCGCGCGUCAUCCUGCAGCCACUAGAGGGCAUCCCGGGCAGUGACUAUAUCAAUGCCAACUACUGCGACGGCUACAGGAAGCAGAACGCGUACAUCGCGACUCAGGGCCCGCUCGGAGAGACGUUCGGCGACUUCUGGCGCCUCAUGUGGGAGCAGCGCAGCGCGACGAUUGUCAUGAUGACGCGCCUCGAGGAGCGCAACCGCAUCAAGUGCGACCAGUACUGGCCGAGCCGAGGCACGGAGACGUACGGCCCGAUGCAGGUCACCAUCGUCGAGGUCACCGAGCUCGCGACCUACACCAUCCGCACGUUCGUCGUGUCGCGGAUGGGCUACCCGGACAAGCGGGAGGUGAAGCAGUUUCAGUUCACGGCCUGGCCGGACCACGGCGUGCCGGAGUAUCCGACACCCGUGCUAGCGUUCCUGCGCAGGGUGCGAGCCAUGACCCCACCCGAGUCCGGACCCAUGGUCAUCCACUGCAGUGCGGGCGUCGGCCGCACGGGGGCAUUCAUCGUCAUCGACGCGAUGUUAGAGCGCAUCCGCCACGAGAAGACGGUCGACAUCUACGGCCACGUGACGUGCCUGCGCGCACAGCGCAACUACAUGGUGCAGACCGAGGACCAGUACGUGUUCAUCCACGACGCGCUGCUCGAGGCUGUGAGCAGCGGCAACACGGAGGUGCCCGCCCGCAGCCUCUACACGCACAUGCAGCGGCUGAUGCAGCCCGAGCCCGGGGAGAACGUCACCGGCAUGGAGCUUGAGUUCAAGCGAUUAGCAAAUGUAAAGGCUCAACCAUCUAGAUUCAUCAGUGCCAACCUGCCAGUGAACAAGUUCAAGAACAGACUUGUCAACAUCCUGCCUUAUGAAUCAACAAGAGUAUGUCUGCAGCCAAUCAGGGGAGUGGAUGGUUCAGACUACAUCAACGCAAGCUGGAUAGAUGGCUACCGCUACCGCAACGCAUACAUCGCGACGCAGGGCCCGCUGCCGGAGACGACCGAGGACUUCUGGCGCGUGCUGUGGGAGCACAACUCGACGAUCAUCGUCAUGCUCACCAAGCUCCGAGAGAUGGGCCGGGUGAGUGAACGCCGGGAGAAGUGUCACCAGUAUUGGCCUAGUGAACGAUCGGCCCGUUACCAGUACUUCGUUGUCGAUCCCAUCGCAGAGUACAACAUGCCUCAGUACAUACUUAGGGAAUUUAAGGUUACUGAUGCAAGGGAUGGACAGUCGCGGACGGUCAGGCAGUUCCAGUUCACUGACUGGCCUGAGCAGGGCGUGCCCAAGUCUGGUGAGGGCUUCAUCGACUUCAUUGGACAGGUGCAUAAAACGAAGGACCAGUUCGGCCAAGAUGGACCCAUUACUAUACACUGCAGCGCGGGGGUCGGCAGAACGGGCGUGUUCAUCACCCUCAGCAUCGUGUUGGAGCGGAUGAGAUACGAGGGCGUGGUCGACAUGUUCCAGACCGUGAAGACACUGCGCACGCAGCGGCCCUGCAUGGUGCAGACUGAGGACCAAUACCAGUUUUGCUACAAGGCAGCACUCGAAUACCUAGGAUCGUUCGACCACUACGCGACAUGACUACUGUGAUCACGUGGCCUCUCCUCGCCUGUAUAGCAAGGAUGGAGGACGGGACCAUGUUAAUACCGAUGACGAAAAUGCCAGUCGUCGAGACGCGCCACCGCGGCGCUAGAUGUGAACGAUGUGAGCUUACUGCAGGCUGAUGCUGCUGUGCCGAACGGUGCUGCCACCUGUACUCAGCAAACGCAACUGUACAAUGCAUUGAAGCAGUGCUCAAUGGUUUAGUGACCUGUGGCUAGUGAACUGUGGCGACCGUGUGAAAAAUGGCCGACUGACUGCGCGAUACGACGGAUCGCCAAAACGAGGACUGCGUGCGGAUUUGCAAGACUCCACCGCCACCGGGCUGGUAACCGUGCGCGGUUGAGUGGCGGCUACGGCGAGCGACGCUUGGUCAACACGCCCCGACAAGUGAACACUGCCGCCGUGCCACGUCAUCUGCAUCGCCCAACUCGCCAAGUAGAAUCUCAAAUCGCCGGUUAAGUUGCCCACGGCAAGGUUGGUUGGAAUGCAGAUGUUCUUUUUUAUUGAUUGUCUAUAUAAUAGUAACGGAUCUUGUUGAAUGAAGUUUCGUAUUAAAACAGUUGAAUUGUUCACUCGUUUAUAUUUCCACCGGAAUUAGGGCGUGAUUUUAAAUUUUGCAUGUUUUUUCUAGCACGCGCACGGUUGGUUAAAUUUUAAUGAGAUCCUAAUCGAGUAGCUAAGUACACCGAUUUCUUUGUGGCGAGACAAUUAUUUUGACCAUUCCUCCGCUUACGACGGACGACUGCGAAAACGAGUGCAUGUACACAACACAUUUCUGCGUAAGCGUCAUUGAUCUUUUGUUACCUAUGUGAGUGUUGUCUACAUCAGCGGAAGUUAUAAGUAUCUCGCUGCCCACGCCGUUGUAGUCCCGUGAAAUGUGAGCAUUUAUCUUUGUGAAAGCAGAUAUCGUCAUCGCUGUUAUACGAAUGUAAUAUGCUCUCUGUGUUGUUAGCAUCUCGUCGGCGUUGGAAUCGGUCGCGAUAAUGUAUAUUCUCCACGUACUGUGAGGUGACCUUCAUGAUGUUUGCAAUUAUCGAUUGUUGCGAUGGAUAUUUUGUACGUGUUUCAUUCAUUUCGUAUAGGCGCGUCGUAAAGUGUAAUGCACUGUCACACUCGAUUAAGUAGCUUUCUACUUCCAUGGGACGACCAUCAUGUAUGAGAGGUUUUAAAAGCUGAGCUUGUCCCACUAUCCCUGGCGAUGCUGACGUAAUGCGAAUUCACUUAAACAUUAUACACCGCACAUUCCUCGACCAAUUCGUUAAAAGCGAGCGCAGAUAUUGAAACACGCAGGGCCUUACCCCCCCCUCCCCCAUAUCACGUUGAGAAUCGUGUACAUGUGCGGUAAACGAAAAUAUUCAUCAUCAAGUUUCGUCAUCAACGUUUUCGUGCAUUAUUUCAACGCGUCGCUUUCCUUCCGCCGUAAACCUUGCAAACGGUUUGGAUGUGCGCGUUCACAUGCAAGAUUACAGUGUAUGUGUCAGUAAUGUAGCGUUUAAAAAACAUUGCGAGGGUUUUAUAUCGAUGACGAAGUGUCGUCAAAGAUCGUAGAUUCACUCCAUUUGUGAUGACCAGACGAUUAGUCUGAUAGUGCUAUGAGUGAUUGAAAUGUGACAAGAAAGACGCGAGCUAUAGGAUUGUAUAGGCGCAUAGCCAGUUUACGCGUGGUCGAAGGCGUCGUGCGCGUGCAUGAGUGUAGAAACUUUUAUCCGCGGGUGUAACAUGGUGGGAUCGCUUCCUUGUCACCGUUUUGGUGACGUUAUAAUUGAGUAUAGCAUGAAUCAUUUAUAUGUAAUGUAUAAAGUAUUUUCCUCGACGUCAUGUCGCGCGAAUUGAAUUUGUUGUACAUAAACCGUGCGAACGUUCCCCCUUCAACCAGACUUGUCUAUAUUUGAUGUCAUGAAUAAGAAUAAUGUUUAGCUUUGUGAGAAUAUUAACAUUGAUUCUAGAGGGGGCCUACUUCAGUGUGUUUCCGCUUAAUGUAUUGUCUAUCUGACAAAAUGAACUUGUGCGCAUGUCUGUUGAUUUUGGCGUACGGUGGCCCAGCUGGAUACUACACAAUCUUCCUAGGAGAAUUUACAGCAUCAAAGCCGAACCGCCGUAGACGUUAGUUUGGCCCGUUUGUAAAGUUUCGUGUCGUAACCCACACUUAAUGAAUAAAUGAUAUACACUGUACGAAAUCA
Messenger RNA from Priapulus caudatus, 7007 nucleotides. RefSeq names its product tyrosine-protein phosphatase Lar-like. Gene Ontology annotation, biological process: protein dephosphorylation. The transcript is spliced from 30 exons. NCBI's taxonomy places the organism in Eukaryota, Metazoa, Priapulida, Priapulimorpha, Priapulimorphida, Priapulidae. The coding region runs from base 76 to 4806 and encodes 1576 amino acids. Gene Ontology annotation, molecular function: protein binding; protein tyrosine phosphatase activity. The record is from RefSeq and is a predicted model, not a curated record.